Messenger RNA from Monoraphidium neglectum, 843 nucleotides. RefSeq lists its product as hypothetical. Gene Ontology annotation, molecular function: ATP hydrolysis activity; ATP binding. The annotation marks the transcript as partial. NCBI's taxonomy places the organism in Eukaryota, Viridiplantae, Chlorophyta, Chlorophyceae, Sphaeropleales, Selenastraceae. The record is from RefSeq and is a predicted model, not a curated record. The transcript has 6 exons.
AUGGCGGCAUCGUUCGGCGCUCCAGUGCGGGCAGCGGGGGACAAGUGGGUCCUCAAGGACAUCUACGGCGCUGCGCAGCCCGGAGAAAUGCAGGCUCUGCUGGGCCCCUCCGGUGCUGGCAAGUCCACGCUCAUGGACAUUCUGGCGCAGCGCAAGUCAACCGGCAACUUGGGGGGCAGCAUGCUGGUCGACGGCAUGCCCGCGACCGGCAGCUACAUCCGCCGCACGGCCUACGUGCCCCAAAACGACAACUUUGUGCCAGUCAUGACCACUGUUGAGGUGAUGCAGUUUUACGCGGGCAUCAUCCUGCCGCGUAGUUGGAGCAAGGCGCGCCGCGCCGCGCGCGUGGAGGAGGUGCUGCAGGAGAUGGGCCUCGCGCACGCCACAAAGACGCUGGUGGGCGGCACAUCGCCGGGCGGCCUGAUGCACCGCGGGCUGAGCGGCGGCGAGCGCAAGCGGCUGUCCAUCGCGGCCGGCAUCCUGGCAGCGCCCAGUGUGGUGUUCCUGGACGAGCCAACCACCGGGCUGGACUCCUUUGCGGCGCUUACGGUGAUGGGCUUCAUGAAGCGCAUGGCGCGCGACAACGGGCACAUUGUUAUUGCCUCCAUCCACCAGCCGCGCUCCGCCAUCUGGUCCAUGUUUGACACGGUGACGCUGCUGUCGUGUGGCCGCCUGAUGUACACGGGCAUCUGCGACGGCCUGGUGGAGUUCUUCCACACCAUCGGGUUUGACUACGACGCCAACCUGCACGGCGUCGUGUCGGACUGGGCGCUGGACCUGGUGGCCUGCGGCAGCCACAAGCCCAAGAAGUUCUACGGCCACACCAUCACCUCCAAGGACGAG